Molecule: messenger RNA, 1954 nt
Organism: Lotus japonicus
Lineage: Eukaryota; Viridiplantae; Streptophyta; Magnoliopsida; Fabales; Fabaceae
Product: putative E3 ubiquitin-protein ligase XBAT31
Exons: 8
Coding region: 238-1590 (450 amino acids)
Molecular function (GO): protein binding
Source: RefSeq, a predicted model, not a curated record
UGUGUAAAGUGUGAACUUUCAAUCCUCAGUCUCGGUCAGCCUGCCCGGAAUCGCGGCGGGCAGGUUCAAACACCGAGAAGAACCCGCUCCAAUUUUCCAUUUACAUAACUGUCUAUUCAUUCAAUCUGUUCCCUUGAACCAACCAAGUUCCUUCCACGGCGGCGCGUGAGGUAGUUACCGGCCAUCUCUCCCGGCGCGUGCGGUAGUUACCGAUCAUCAUCCACGCCGGAGAGGACUAUGGGUCAGAGCAUGAGUUGCGUGAUGCUGCAGCAUCAUCAGCAGAAUCAGCACCGGCAUCGGCGUCAGAGUGCUCUGUUUGAUGCCGUUGCCAAUGGUGAGUUGGAGGUGGUGGAGGCUAUGGCGGAGGAAGAUGUCACUGUUUUGGAGCACACUCUUGGUCGUUCCAGGCUCUCUCCGCUUCAUGUAGCAGCUGUCAACGGACGGAUCGAGGUACUUUCCAUGUUGUUAGACCGGAAUGUUAAAGUCGAUGUCUUGAAUCGCCAUAAACAGACACCAUUAAUGUUGGCUGUGAUUCAUGGAAGAACCGGUUGCGUGGAAAAGCUCAUUGACGCCGGAGCUAACAUCUUGAUGUUUGAUUCUUUACGCCGAAGAACCUGCUUGCACUAUGCUGCUUAUUUUGGCCAUUUAGAUUGCCUUAAGGCUAUUCUUUCCGCUGCUCAUUCCACACCUGUUGCAGAUUCUUGGGGAUUUGCUAGAUUUGUGAACAUAAGAGAUGGAAAUGGUGCAACCCCUCUGCACCUGGCUGCUCGUCAAAGACGGCAUGAAUGUCUUCAUUCCCUAUUAGAUAAUGGGGCUCUUGUAUGUGCUUCAACCGGUGGAUAUGGUUUCCCCGGGAGCACACCACUUCAUAUGGCUGCUCGUGGUGGUUCCGUUGACUGUGUGCGAAUGCUGCUUGCUUGGGGAGCAGAGAGGCUUCAAUUAGAUUCCUCUGGGAGAAUACCAUUCACAGUUGCUCUGAAGCGCAAGAACAGGGCAUGUGCUGCCCUGCUUGACCCCUCAUCAGCGGCACCACUUGUUUGGCCAUCUCCAUUGAAGUUUAUCAGUGAGCUCAAUCAGGAGGCCAAGACCUUACUGGAGAAUGCCUUACUAGAAGCCAACAGGGAGAGGGAAAAGGUCCUACUAAAGCAUGCUGACAUACCUACAUCUCCACUACAUUCUGAAGGAAAAGAUGAUGAUGAUAUUGUCUCUGACUCUGAGGAGAGCAAUAUGGAUUUAUGCUGUAUAUGCUUUGACCAAGUGUGCACAAUUGAGGUCAAACCUUGUGGCCAUCAAAUGUGUGCUCAUUGCACUCUAGCACUAUGUUGUCUCAAGAAGCCUGAUCCUUCAACUGGUUGCACACCGGGACCAGUUUGUCCAUUUUGCCGAGGUGCCAUUCUUCAGUUAAUAGUUCCCACGAUCAAGAAUAGCAGUGAUACAGAAGUUGAAUCCAACCCAACAAAACCAAGGAGAUCAAGAAAAUCAAAUUUCAGUGAGGGUAGCAGCAGCUUCAAGAGCUUGUCAGCCAUUGGAUCAUUUGGAAGGAUUACUGGUCGCAAUUCAGGAAAGAUCGAUGAUGCUGAAAAGCAAUGAGAGGGGUUUGUUGAACCUUAGUAAUUGCUGGUGGUUUCUUUGCUUCAAAGACAGAAGGAAACUGUAACAUCAGUGGUGGUUCUACACUAGCUAGCUAAAGCAGUAUGCCAUUUGAAUUCAUUUUUGCCCCGUUGUUCGAAGGAUCACUAAGAUCAUGUGUGACAAUAGGUGUGCUAGAUUUUUAAAUAGUCUGUUCGAGUCUUUGUAAUCUCCAAUUGUCAGUUGGUUGGACUUCUGGCUGAUAUUUGUGUUCUUAUAUUACCAAUUUAUCAAGUAUAGUAUACUGUAUACACAACAUGAAGGUAUUACCCUUGUGGGGAUAAGAAAAGGUUUCACCUGAUUUAAAUGUUGAUGCUUAUUUGUA